Molecule: messenger RNA, 1256 nt
Organism: Nanorana parkeri
Lineage: Eukaryota; Metazoa; Chordata; Amphibia; Anura; Dicroglossidae
Gene: RNPS1
Product: RNA binding protein with serine rich domain 1
Exons: 7
Coding region: 39-968 (309 amino acids)
Biological process (GO): mRNA splicing, via spliceosome
Cellular component (GO): ASAP complex; nucleoplasm; cytoplasm
Molecular function (GO): RNA binding
Source: RefSeq, a predicted model, not a curated record
UCACCCGCAGGGCGACCGGAGGUUUUCUAGGCGGCAGGAUGGCGGCCUCGCGUCACAGCGAGCGCGACGGCUUGUCUGACCUGAGGAGAGAUAGGCAGAGAAAGGCCGGCAAAAUGGCUCCUUCUCCCAGCAAACGUAAGGAGCGGUCUGAGGACAGGUCUAAGGAUCGGACCAAAGAAAAGGUUCCAGGAAAAGAGACAGCAGAGAAGGACCGCGGACGAGACAAGACAAGAAAGAGACGCAGCGCCUCCAGUGGCAGUAGUAGCAGUAGAAGCUCCCGCUCCAGUUCCUCCUCCAGUUCAUCAUCUGGCUCCAGCUCUGGAUCUAGUUCAGGUUCCAGCUCCUCAUCGGCAUCCAGUCGCUCCGGAAGUUCCAGCUCGUCCCGCAGCUCAAGCUCCAGCAGCUCUUCUGGUUCCCCCAGUCCUUCUCGUCGGAGACAUGACAACCGAAGGCGAUCACGCUCCAAAUCCAAACAGCCAAAACGUGAUGAGAAGGAGAGAAAGAGGCGAAGUCCAAGCCCACGGCCCACCAAAGUUCACAUUGGGAGGCUGACAAGGAAUGUUACCAAGGACCACAUUCUAGAGAUCUUUUCCACCUAUGGAAAGAUUAAGAUGAUUGACAUGCCAGUAGACCGCUUUCACCCGCACCUUAAUAAGGGGUAUUCCUAUGUGGAGUUUGAGGGAGCAGAUGAAGCGGAUAAAGCCAUAAAACACAUGGAUGGAGGACAGAUUGACGGGCAGGAGAUCACAGCUUCAGCAGUUCUUACCCCUCUACGUGUGAGGGCGGUACCCCGAAGAUUCAGCCCCCCUCGUCGGAUGUUACCCCCUCCACCUAUGUGGCGUCGGUCUCCCCCACGGAUGAGGAGGAGGUCCCGUUCCCCCCGCCGCCGCUCCCCUGUCCGCCGCCGCUCGCGAUCCCCAGCACGCCGCCGUCACCGCAGUCGUUCCAGUUCCAAUUCAUCACGGUGAAGCAUCAUCUCCCUCUGUCACAGCUCCCUCCCCACCGGACUUCCACAACAAGAUGUGGACCAUGUUCUUUGACUGUACUGCCUCCUCGAGGACUCUUAUAGGGCAACACAACCAUUUAAUGUUUUCUAGGACUUGUAAAGGCUUUCUUGGAACGGACUGGACUAAAGGACUUGGCAGCAUGCUUCAUUCACUGCAAAACAUACCUACAAUUGUCUAUAACCUGGCUGUGUGUAACUUGCUGUAAAGGUAAACCCAUCACCCAGAUCUGUCCUGUUAUUGUCAGCCUUG